Molecule: messenger RNA, 1011 nt
Organism: Linum tenue
Lineage: Eukaryota; Viridiplantae; Streptophyta; Magnoliopsida; Malpighiales; Linaceae
Source: the annotation of a GenBank genome assembly
AUGGCGGUUCAGAAAAGGGUUUUGUCGAUUUUCUUAAUUCAGCUAGUACUUCUCGCUGUUUCAGGCCUGAACCGGGUCGAUGGAGCCGGUUUGCGAACCGGUUACUACGAUGAGAGCUGCCCUGAUGCAGAGACCAGAGCUCUUAAGACUAUUCGCAAGGCCAUCUCCAAGGACGUGACCGUUGCAGCCGCAUUGCUCAGGCUCCAUUUCCAUGACUGCUUCGUUCGAGGGUGCGAGGCAUCAGUGCUUUUGAAUGCAACAAAGGAAGGUGGCGCCGAGAAAGAUGGAUUUCUGAACUUGAGCUUGAGAGGGUUCGACGUGAUCGAUGAUGUGAAGUCUGCGAUUGAGAAGAGUUGUCCUGGUGUGGUUUCCUGUGCCGAUAUAUUGGCCCUGGCUGCUCGUGAUGCGGUUCAACUGACCGGUGGAUUAUUUUGGAAAGUUGAAACCGGACGUAGAGAUGGAAGAAUCUCACUCAGCAAGGAAAUAGACGCAAAUUUGCCAUUCUCAAAUUUCAACAUAACUCAACUGAAGCAAAACUUCGCAUCGAAGGGUCUAACUAAGAAAGACUUGAAACGAUCUUUCUUUAUCCUAUCGCUUUUAGGAGCGCACACCAUUGGUUCUGCAAGUUGUUUGACGAUCAAUACUAGACUAUACAACUUCACGGGGAGAAGCGAUACCGAUCCGGCCCUGGAUCCAACCUUUGCCUCCGAACUGAAGAAGAAAUGCAAGCCUGGUGGCAUCCUCCCAGUUUUCGAGCUGGACCAAGGAAGUUCCACGAUUUCUGAUGCACAUUUCUACAAAGCUGUGAGGCAGAACAGAGGUCUCCUUAUCUCUGAUGCAGCACUUCUUGAUGAUCAUGCAACUCGAGCUUAUGUCAAACGCCAGUCCACCUCUGCUGCUGGGGCAACUUUUGGUAGGGAUUUUGGUAAAUCAAUGGAGAAGAUGGGUAGGAUUGGUGUCCUCACAGGAAGCGAAGGGGAGAUUAGGCAACGUUGUGCCUUGGUGAACUGA